Messenger RNA from Ceratitis capitata (Mediterranean fruit fly), 432 nucleotides. RefSeq names its product gametocyte-specific factor 1 homolog. The record is from RefSeq and is a predicted model, not a curated record. Lineage: Eukaryota; Metazoa; Arthropoda; Insecta; Diptera; Tephritidae. Bases 1 to 432 code for a protein of 143 amino acids. The transcript has 2 exons.
AUGGAGGAAACUACUGGCGAUGAUAUAAUUUCGUGUCCAUAUGAUAGGGGGCACCGUUUAUUGAGGAAACGUCUGCAACUGCAUCUACUGAAGUGCCGCUUAAACUACCCGGACGUGGAAUUGCGAAAAUGUCCAAUUAACCAACUACAUUUGGUACCCGAGCCUGAAUAUGAAAACCAUUUGUCCAACUGUCCCGAUCGAAAAUUGAUUGUGCAGUACAAAUACGAAGGCCCAGAUGAGUAUGAUGGAACAAAAUUUUUGCAACACGACCCGAUCGACUGUGACGAGAAUUGGGAUGAUACCGAUAUUGGAAAUUAUGAUCCAGAGAUAUACUCACGCAACAUGCAGAUCAUUCGUCAACCUAUUGGCGGGCCUUCACAGCGAAAAGCUUUUAAAGCCGAGGAGGCAAACCGUUUCAAACAAUUUGAAUAA